CUGCUGAGGCGGUGGUACAAGAAGAGGGGCCCGGCCAGCGCGCACCCAGCCCAUCCCGCCCGCCCUCGGUGCUCUGCUCCCCGCCGCGUCGCCCCUGACAAAUGAUGUGUUUUGUGAUCGCCGCGAUGAAAGCUCAAAUUGAAAUUAUUCCAUGCAAGAUCUGUGGAGACAAAUCAUCAGGAAUCCAUUAUGGUGUCAUUACAUGUGAAGGCUGCAAGGGCUUUUUCAGGAGGAGUCAGCAAAGCAAUGCCACGUACUCCUGUCCUCGUCAGAAGAACUGUUUGAUUGACCGAACUAGUAGAAACCGCUGCCAACACUGUCGAUUGCAGAAAUGCCUUGCUGUGGGGAUGUCUCGAGAUGCUGUAAAGUUUGGUCGAAUGUCAAAAAAACAGAGGGACAGCUUGUACGCAGAGGUGCAGAAACAUCGAAUGCAGCAGCAACAGCGAGAUCACCAACAGCAACCUGGAGAGGCAGAACCACUGACACCAACAUACAGUAUCACCACCAAUGGGCUAACAGAGCUACAUGAUGACCUCAGUAAUUACAUUGAUGGGCAUACCCCUGAAGGUAGCAAAGCAGACUCUGCAGUUAGCAGCUUCUACUUAGACAUACAACCUUCUCCAGAUCAGUCGGGUCUUGAUAUUAAUGGAAUCAAACCAGAACCAAUAUGUGACUACACACCAGCAUCGGGCUUCUUCCCUUAUUGUUCUUUUACAAAUGGGGAGACCUCGCCAACUGUGUCCAUGGCAGAAUUAGAACAUCUUGCACAGAAUAUUUCAAAGUCACACAUGGAAACUUGCCAGUACUUGAGAGAAGAGCUACAGCAGAUAACAUGGCAGACUUUUCUGCAGGAAGAAAUUGAGAACUACCAGAACAAGCAGAGGGAGGUAAUGUGGCAGUUAUGUGCAGUCAAAAUAACAGAAGCUAUACAGUAUGUCGUGGAGUUUGCCAAACGCAUUGAUGGCUUUAUGGAACUGUGUCAAAAUGAUCAAAUCGUGCUUUUAAAAGCAGGAUCUUUAGAGGUUGUGUUUAUCAGAAUGUGCCGUGCCUUUGACUCCCAAAACAACACAGUAUACUUUGACGGCAAGUACGCUAGCCCAGAUGUUUUCAAGUCACUAGGUUGUGAAGACUUCAUUAGUUUUGUGUUUGAAUUUGGAAAGAGCUUAUGUUCUAUGCACCUGACAGAAGAUGAGAUUGCUUUGUUUUCUGCAUUUGUUUUAAUGUCUGCAGAUCGUUCAUGGCUUCAGGAGAAGGUAAAAAUCGAAAAACUCCAACAGAAGAUUCAGCUAGCACUUCAGCAUGUCCUGCAGAAGAAUCACCGAGAAGAUGGAAUUCUAACAAAGUUAAUAUGCAAAGUGUCUACUUUAAGAGCACUGUGUGGACGACAUACAGAAAAACUUAUGGCAUUUAAAGCAAUAUACCCAGACAUUGUGCGACUUCAUUUUCCUCCAUUGUACAAGGAGUUGUUCACUUCAGAAUUUGAGCCAGCAAUGCAAAUUGAUGGUUCACUGCCCACAGACUUUCAACAGAACAAUCAAUUUGUUGAUCACAGCAGAGUCCAGCGACUGGUGUGUACUGCAGAGGUUUCAGCAUCAGUUUGCACAACUUGCUCAUUGUUUCAUGAAGGACGAAUUUUUUCAUCUACCAUUGAUUGCCAAUAGGCAGAAUGGCAUGAAAAGGGUCCAUAGCAAUAGCAACAAUAGCAUUAUAAUAUAUUACAGGGUAAAUGGGCAUGAAGACUAUAUAUAGCAAAAGAGAUAUUGUUUAUAUAUUGUUUUAAUUAAUAUAAAAAGUAGUUACUGGUAUAGCUUUUCUUGUUGAAUUGAUAAGGCACUUUCAUUUUGCACCUUUUUCUUUAAAUUAAAUGCUAGCGUGUUCAUUGUUGUGUUGCAUGUGCACCAGAAAUUCAAGUUUAACUGAAAAGGUUUGGAAGGUACUGAUACAUUAGAAGGUAUUUAUGCUGCUGUUUUCAACAUUACUUUUCAAGAGAGGCUGGUCACAUCCUGAAAAGAUUACAUUGAUUUUUAGAGUCUGAAAACGAUGAACAUUUUCUAAAAUCAAAUUAGCUUUCCAGCUGCUUUUUAAAGGGUGCUUUUAUUUUUAUACACAACCCAAAAGUUUCAAAUCUGGUUGUUUAAAAUUGCACAUCUAAAUCCAUAUUUAGACUCUGAAAUAAAAAACCCUGAUUUUCAAAAGUGCCAAGCACCCACAGCCAAAAAUUUGCUGAGCAUCUGCAGGUCAAUCACAGCUGCAAGAGUGAAGCACCCUUGAAAAUCGGGCCAUUAAUUGUGGUUUAUAAAUAUGGGUAUGGAUGCCCAACACUAUGAACCCAUGUUUGAAAAUGUUGACCAGAGAGUAAUAUAUACACAAAACAAUUUGUGUAUGUUAUAUACACUGUUACAUACUUUUAAACUCCACAUGGUAAACAAUGCAUUUAAAGCAAAAGCCUAGUCCCAUUGACGUCACUGAGAAUUUUGUUACCGACUUCAGCAGGCUGUUUUCCAAGAUCCAGCAAUUUCAUCCAGCACAGCACAACAGAGAAGUCCUUUGCUUUUAGAGCACAUCUGUAUGGCUCUAGAAACAGCUAGGUUUAUUUGGAAAGAAGCACUCUCUAAGGCUUAUCAGAUAAGUGCAAACUGAUAAAAUAAAGGCACAAUCCUUUUGAUAGAAAGCAGGCAUUUUAUAUUCUACAUAAAGCCUGGAAAUCAUGAAAGUGGACUAUAGAAUGAGCAGUAAGAUGAUAAACCUAUGUUGUGUCAUUCCAAAAAUGAUUGUGAUCCAUGCAUUAUACUAAUAAGGGGCCAAAGUUUGCAGUCUUUACUUAUGCAAAUUACUAUUCCCUUUACGAGGAGUUUUGCCUGAAUAUGGAUAGCAGAAUUUUGUCCCAAAAGAGAAGAAAAGUCAGAUUUAAAAAUAUUAAACUAAUUCUGAAUGAGAGAGCCAUAUUAAACAACAUUAAGGAUAAGUUAUCUAGCUUGGACGAGAAGGGAGCCCUCCCCAUAUUUAUUUGGAAGAGUAGUUUUAGGGUUGCAGCCUGAUCUUCCAGCUCAAUUGAACCAGAACGUUAAUCCAGGAAUUCUUCUUUGGCUAACUCUGCCCUCAGUCAGCCAGUGGAAAGCCCGUUUCUGCCUCAGUGUCAUUCCCAUGAUUAGAUGAAGCCUGACAGGAGUGUAAACAAUUUCUGUUAUAUAUGGGUAGCCAGAGAUAAAAUAUCAUAAUAUACCCACUGAAUAUUACUUUAAUGAGUCAUUUUGGACUAAAUUUAUCCCCUUAUUACCUUAGUGAGAUGUACAAUCUGUUCAAAAUUCAGUUUUCUUUCUUUAUUAAUGCAAUCCCUAAAUGUUUAGUUUCCGGUUGUCUACGCCCAUGUCAGAAGUGUUAUGCAGCUGUGGCUUGCCUGAAAUGGAAUUUAACAGUCACUGCAAAGCUGGAACUGCCCCCUUUGAAUUGGAAGCAACUGGGAUGUUGAAUUGGGGCUACCUGGGAGCAAAGUGAAACUUUGCAUUUUUCCAUAUAGACAGUUUCUUAAAGUUAUUGUUAACAUAUUGGAGUAGCACCUCAGGGCUAUCACCAUAUUCUGCUAGGCACUGUAGAAAGAUAUAAUAAAGGCAGCUCAUGCCCCAAAGACCUUAUGAUGUGCUCCAAAAUAUGAAUAACUUUAUUUUCUAAGGUUGGUGUUAGUAUAAGAUCACGUUGUAAUUGUUUUUACACUACCCAUCCAGCCCCUGCUCCUUUUCCUAUGAUCACUUUUUUUUCUUUUUAGUGUAGGAAGGAAAUAGGGAGAGCGAUUUAAAUAAAAGAUUUUGAUGUGUGACUAAUCUGUGUGGUAAAGUGUGUAUAUAUAGAUAUAUAAAAUACCUAAAUAACUUCCCAGGUAAACCUACUUAAUCCUUUUUUCCUUUAAAACUGAAAUGGCAGUAAUGGUAUAUUUACCUGGACAAAUUGGAGCCUCUACACUUUAACAAUUAAUAGCAGUCAUUUCAACACGUUGUGUUAAAGGGACACUGCCAACUUGAAUGUUAAUAAAAUUAAGUUUUUUGUCUUUCAAAUUCAUUUUUAUAGAGUACAUUUUAAAGUAGCAUUGCCUUUUGUUGUUUUAUUAAAAUUCGUAAGGUUUUAUGCUUCUCUGUUCAUUGAGGUUAAUAAGGGCCUUUUCAGCAAAGUAGAAACUUUGGAAAACAGUGAAAUUGUGCAUUUGACCAUUUUUUGUAUAUAGACAAAGUAAACUAAUAAGACAGAGGAAUAUUUUUUCACUAACAUUUCAUUUAUAGUCACUGUAGUUGUUGUAAGUAACUAUUAUGGAAAAAAAACCCUCAAGACAGAUGAUUUUCAAGUUGACUGUGUCUCUUUAAAUCUAUGGGGCCUAAUGCUCCUCUCACACUGUGUUAACUGAGGAGUAAUUGGAGGAGAUGGAGCUACACUGAUGUAAAACGGUUGUAAGGGGAGAAUUAGGAUAAUGGGUUAUUAUGGGCAAAAUAAAGUGUUCCCUUUUUUAUAAUUUGAACAUCUCUCACUUAGGCUUGAAUUGUUGCAUUUAACCAGUGACCCACACUGAGGUCUGUAUGGAGCUGCUACACUCUAAUGCAGUUUCCCAAAUUUGGGACGCCACUCGUCUAGGGAAAGCCCCUGGCGGGCUGGGACGGUUUGUUUACCUGGCACGUCCGCAGGUCCGGCCAAUCGCGGCUCCCACUGGGCGCAGUUCGCCGCUCCGGGCCAAUGGGAGCUGCUGGAAGCGGCACGGGCCGAGGGAGGUACUGGUCGCCGCUUCCAGACGAACUUGCGGACGCGACGGGUAAACAAACCGGCCCUGCCUGCCAGGGGCUUUCCCUACACGAGCAGCGUCUCAAGUUUGGGAAACACUGCUCUAAUGGACUGUGCCUCUGAUGGCACAGUCUGCUCCCUAGUGUCCCUGCCCUGCUCUGCUAGCUGAUAGAGAUGGGACAAUGCUUCACCUUCUCUACACUGCUUCACAGUGAUGUGCCCAUGGAGACUUCGGGAGAAGUCCCUGUUCUUUCAUGAAUGCAAAGGCUGGAGUUAUGAGAGGGAUUUGUCAAAGAGCAUGGAGGAGUAUGGCGUACGCCCUUCUUUCCCUCCCGUAUGCCC
This is a messenger RNA of Trachemys scripta elegans, 5103 nucleotides long. It is a transcript of the gene RORA, whose product is annotated as RAR related orphan receptor A. NCBI's taxonomy places the organism in Eukaryota, Metazoa, Chordata, Testudines, Emydidae. The transcript has 11 exons. The record is from RefSeq and is a predicted model, not a curated record. Gene Ontology annotation, molecular function: nuclear receptor activity; RNA polymerase II cis-regulatory region sequence-specific DNA binding; zinc ion binding. The coding region runs from base 102 to 1661 and encodes 519 amino acids. Gene Ontology annotation, cellular component: nucleus. Gene Ontology annotation, biological process: negative regulation of inflammatory response; regulation of transcription by RNA polymerase II.